AUGCGACAACAAUCUCGUCUCGAUGGGGACUAUAGUGCUGCAGAACAAGAACGAAACACGGAUGAACGUCGGCAAGCUCGCCUGGAUCCGGAAUACCGCGCUGCUGAACAAGGACGAAAUACAGCUGGGCAUCGACGAGCUCGCCUGGAUCCGGGCUAUGUUGCAGAAGAACAAGAGCGAAACACAGCCGGACGUCGUCGAGCUCGCCUGGAUCCGGGCUAUGUUGCAGAGGAACAGGAGCGAAACACGGUCGGACAUCGUCGAGCUCGCCUGGAUCCGGGCUAUGUUGCUGAAGAACAAGAGCGAAACACGGCCGGGCGUCGUCGAGCUCGUAUGGAUCUGGGCUAUGUUGCAGAGGAACAGGAGCGAAACACGGCCGGACGUCGUCGAGCUCGUCUGGAUCCGGGCUAUGUUGCAGAGGAACAGGAGCGAAACACGGUCGAACAUCGUCGAGCUCGCCUGGAUCCGGGUUAUGCUACUGAAGAACAAGAGCGAAACACGGCCAGACGUCGUGGAGCUCGUAUGGAUCCGGGCUAUGUUGCAGAGGAACAGGAGCGAAACACAGCCGGGCGUCUUCGAGCUCGUCUGGAUCCGAGUUAUGUUGAGGAAGAACAGCGAAACACAGCCGGACGUCGUCGAGCUCGCCUGGAUCCGGGCUAUGUUGCAGAAGAACAGGAGCGAAACACGGUCGGACAUCGUCGAGCUCGCCUGGAUCCGAGCUAUGUUGCUGAAGAACAAGAUCGAAACACGGCCGGACGUCGUCGAGCUCGUCUGGAUCCGAAUACCGUUGCUGAGGAACAAGGCCGAAAUACAGCGGGACGUCGUCGAGCUCGUCUGGAUCCGGGCAUCGUUGCUGAAGAACAAGAGCGAAACACGGCCGGACGUCGUCAAGCUCGCUUAGAUCCAGACUACAGCGCAGCUGAACUGAGAGGAAUGCUGAACAACACCGAGUAA
Messenger RNA from Drosophila willistoni, 954 nucleotides. Its product is annotated as caldesmon. The record is from RefSeq and is a predicted model, not a curated record. The transcript has a single exon. Lineage: Eukaryota; Metazoa; Arthropoda; Insecta; Diptera; Drosophilidae. Bases 1 to 954 code for a protein of 317 amino acids.